CAUUCUUUCUUGAUUAAUGAUUCUUCAGAAUUUACCACCAUGUAUCAUCACAGUCUUCGUCAAGAUGUUUUUAUAAAGGACGAGUACCAUCAUUUAAACGUUCCUAAAGUUGGAACAUUCACAGUGUAUGACAGUCUUGACUGCACCUUUGAAUGCCUCGGCAAUCCUUCCUGUUUGUCCUUCAACUUGGCAGCUUACAAAGGAGCAGAUGGAAAGUUGUGGUGUGAGUUGUUAUCCUCACAAACGUACAGCAAUCCUGAGGAGUAUAAAAGGAACGAGAGUUUUCAUCACUUUUCCAUCAAGGUGGGGUAAAAUCUUUGUAUAGAGGUUAUUAAAGUAAGAUAUUUUUUAUAUAUCAGGUCUACGCGAUUUUAAUAAUGUGUCUUGAAAUAUAAGAUACUUUCGUCGCCGUAAUUCUUUAUAAAAUUAAGGUUCUUUAUAUAGAAUAUCAGCUAAGAAAUCGAACAGGAACUGGCGUAAAAGUGACUGACGAUAAGACGUCGAAGUUAUUCAGUCCAAUGUCACUUUCUCCCUAUUUUCUUGCCUCAACACUUAACCUACGAACAAAAUUACCUGAAUGAAAAGAAAUCAUAUGACAUCAAAAUUUUUUAUUACUAUUUCAGACUCCUUGCAUGUCAUCACCGUGCCAGAACGGGGGCACCUGUGUAGCGAACUACAAGUAUCACACGUUUGACUGCCGUUGCAAGGAUGGGUUUUAUGGAGAAUUCUGUGAAGGUAAUUGCUGUACCGCCGCCCUGUACAUCAGUUCAAGGCAGCAUAAAUAGUAAAGCCGUCGUCCCUGAUAUAGUCAGGUGUGCAACGUGCAAACAAUCUUCUCUUGGCGUCUUUUUAUCCUAGCUAGGCCUGCUUUGGUGCAUCUGUAGAUUAAUGUGUCUUACUCUCAAAAGUAUAUUUCUCUCUUGUCACCACCCAGCCGAAAUCGGUCAAGUGGAACAAAACCGGCGCUGACAUGACCGUCGAAGUUUGAAUCAUUUUCUUUCCAACAAAAACUGUCGAACUUCCCCGUCAAGUUCACCUGUCGCUUUCUCUCCUCCCCCCUUCUUUUGCUUUUCUUCCUCCGUCCUUUUCUACUUCGCUUCAUUUUAACAAUUUAAAAGAAAACUGAUGACGUCACAAGUGGUACAAGAAACGUGGCUAAAGAAACGGGUGGUUAGAGCAGCUGGAUGUGGUGUGAAUCCAAACGUAGUCUGCCUCAUAGCCUGCGUAGCAGGCGUUAAAAGGGGAAGGGGAAUGGGGAAUUUGGGUGCGCGAGGGAAAAAGGAACGCCUGCAAGGACGCCAUUAUUUUCUCCAUUUUUCACGCUCAGAUUCUGAGCGUGAAAAUAGUGACUGGUCAGAAUUAAUUAAAUGUCAAUCUUCGACUUAAUACCUUUUUCCGAUUGGUUGAAAUCAACAUCACGCCAUUGAGUAACUAAACAUAUGUCAUUAGUGAAGCGUGAUGAGAUUUCUCUACGGUAAUUCAUCGUUAGAAGGCAUCAAUUUCAGCUUAAAAGGAGAAUAGAAAAUAGCAGUUAAAGAACCGUGUGAAGGAAAAGGCCUGUCAGCAGAUGAGUUUUACAGACUGGUUCUGAAAAGUAUCAUCUCCCAACGGCUUGUCGGUUUUACUCGCCAGAAGAAAGAAAGGAAAAAUCAUGCUGCCUGUGUGCUUGUUAUCUGCUGUCAAGAGCCAUAAUAGGACAGGUCCUAUUAUGGCUCUUGCUGCUGUUUGACCCUCGUUAUCAACGGCAAAGACGAAGCGGGCCAUAACUUUUGGCGAUUUUUGGUUGAGGACUUCUUCUUGCCGGUUAUAAAACCGGCAGGAACUUACUGUAAUAAUAAAUUGUUGCCUUCUUGCCGAUCUGCGAAGUUCAGCUCUUCUUGCCCCGCCACCAGUGUUCUUUUGUGUGCUCCGCUGAAUCCAGUUCGUCCUGAUAGAAAUUCAAAGAGUGCGUGACGGCAAAGUGUUUAAAUUUUUGUUAGACAAACAUUGCAUUGACUAAGUUGCGAAGAGCCGUUACAUUUCUUAUUAAUUAGUUUUCCUGCCCGAUUCCUUCAGCAACAACUUGAAUAGAUUUAUCCUGGAUUUUAUGUAACUCGGCACGCGUCGUUGCAACUUUCAAGGAAGAUUCCUUCGAUGGACGACCGCAUUUGAACUUUUUUAUAGUACCUUUACUUUCGAUUUCUUUUUUUAGGAAAAUAAAAGAAAAACAGUGCGAGAUAUAGAAAUACGACUAGAAUACGUGCAUCGCGACCAGACUUAUUUGACAGCUAGUCAUUCACAGUUGCGUUAUUUUUGUUAUUUUUUUUUAACUAGUAGGCGGGAUGGCGAAAACAAUGGCUUCCUUGCAGGCGUUCCCCUCCUCCCUCCUCCCUCGCGCGUGGUCUUGCGCCUUAGUUCCCUUUCCCUUCCCUUUCGAACGCCUGCCACGCAGGCUAUCUGUCUCACACAAAAAGGCAAAGACCCGUAAAAGGAAAGUGGGUAACCUGUGGUUUGAAUGUUGUCUUGUCCUUUAUCCCCCCUCCUCCCUUAAUUAUCGGUUCUUGGUAAAGUAAGAGAAAAUCUAAGUUGAGUUUGUGUUUCAAAUUUUUUUCAGUUGCAAAGUCAUGUCAAGUCCUUUAUGAUCAGCUCAUGGAAAAGUGAGUAUCACUACUGAUUUAAAUAAUAAUAAAAUUAUAGAUGGCUUUCACAGUGACGUCAUCAAAUUGUAAAGUCAAAAUAGCGAGGUUUUACGAAUUCUUAUUUACACUAAGUUGAAGAUAAACAAAAAGUUAAUCUUUGUACAAGUUUUCAGUCCCGUAGCAUGUUUCAUUCCGAAAAUACAGCAAUUUGAACUUCCGAGUUUUCAGAGUGCGUGACACCAAAAUAGGAAUUCUGUCUCGUUGAAAAAAAGGUCUCUCCCCUUGAUUUUCAGCAGUAUAAACAUUUCAGGUAUUAGAAGAUAUGUUUAUGCGCACGUAGGCUAGUUCUCGAGUGAAAAGAAGGAGCUUUUAUAGAAAAAGUGAACUCCAGAUGUUUUUGUUGAUUUUCGGCGGCCAUAUUGGUGCACCAAAACUGUGCACCAAUAUGGCGUCUCCAUGCAAAGCUCUACAAAGAUGCGUGAAACGUUUCGGCAAAUAACUCAGAAACUGUGGGCCAAAAAGACCUGAGACUUGGACAAAUUGUUUAAAAAUUAGUCUUUUAUAACAUAUCAUUUUCUUGGCUUCUUUCACUGGACGGUUUCCAAUUUAUUUUUUUUGUUGCGUGACAGUGAAAACGAUCUAUAUAGGAGAAAAUAAAAUAUAGAGUCCCGAUGAGGCUGUUCGUACACUAUAAAACAGCCAAAAGUUUUAGUCAUGAAGCGUAAAAAAGUAAAAUUUUUAAUCGUUUUCGUAAAAAAGUUGACCGUAAAAAGUUUUCUAGCUACAGUUUGUUGUACAGAGAGUUUUGAUAUUAGGACCGCACGCGACGUGUAUAAUGGCUGAUGCAUCCUUUCAACCUUUGUUUUCCAUCCUAGAAAGGUUCUCUGUGCCCACCGAGGUAAAGGAGCUGUGUCAGGAAAUUUAUCAAUAGUAACAGCCUGCCUAGUAGUCGUAUCGUUUUCGUUUAAGACAAGUGCCUCAAGCACUAAAAGAUGUGCGAGGGCAUUGGGCACUGGGCGUCUCGUUUCUACCUCUUGGCUCAAAGGAAACGCAGACGACUGCUACGCAGGAUGCCGCAGUGGCAACUGCCAUUAAACUGAUUGAAACAUAACCUUAUCGGUAACCAUGCACUUAAAACAUUAAUAGAAGGUAUAAGAACAGGAAAUACAAAAUAAAGGCACGGAUGAAAAAACGUUUUGCAACUGCAAGAAGGGCUUGGACGCUCCGCAAGGGCCAACAUCCGCGAAGGAGUACUUUUCUAACGCCGAUCUAUAUAUAUUUCUUCGCUCGAACACUUUCGAAUUUGGAACUUAAAUUGCUUGAAAUGAUGACCUUGUUUUGGUCGAGCGAUCAAUGCCAGUCACGCCCGGGGGUGGGGGGGUACUCCCUUAUAAGGGCUUAAUGGGGAUGUGCGGCCAGCCAGGGUAUGUUUUUCGGGAUUUUUGUCUUAAACAGGGUAUCGAUUUAUCAAUUUUUGUCUUAAACAGGAUAAAUGUCUUAAACAGGGUAUCAAAAAUCGGAAUUCUGUCUUAAACAGGGUACAGCGAUAUUUGUCUUAAACAGGGUCAGGAUAUGAGGGGCCGCGCCGCACCUCCCUACUCAGGGAUAUAUCGAGUACCUCCCCCCCGGGGCGGUCACGGCUUCUUUUAAGUUUGACGACUUCGAAGCCCGAUUUACAUGGUUUAUUUUUCACUAUUUUUACAACCAGUUAAGGAACAUUCCAUUUUUUUCUCCGACAGUUAGGAGCUGGAAAAAUUAAAAUGAGAUUUCAUUUUGUACAGGUUGAACGUGACUCAGUUGGUCACUCUUCUCCUUGACUCCAAACUAGUUUCAGUUCUCUGUCACUUUGGAAAUUUUGGAUGUGGAGGUGGAGGAUGGACACCGGUCAUGAAGAUGGACGGCAACAAGGUGAAACAGGUUUUUUCCUUUUUUCCUUAGUUUGGCGAAGAGUGGAAGAAAAUGUGUUACAAAUAAAUACAGGUUUGCUUCUGUCAGCAGUAAUUCUCAAUUAUUCUAGCAUGCGAUUAUAGCCGUUUCUCCUUGCUCCUCACCACUACGAGGAACGUCUGCGCCGAUCCGCGACAGAAAUUCUAUACUGUCCGGAAUUUGGUCAGGGGCUCUGAUUGAAGGACAUGAGUUACAUUGUUUUACCUAUUGUUAACGAAUGACAAACAAAAGACAAAAGGCCACAAAAGGUCAAGUGCAAACGGGGUAGUAAACGUGAUGAAUCUACUACAAAAAAGUUAAUAUUCCUGAAAUAAUUAUAUUCUUCUUUAGAGAAAGCAUCUGAGUUUUACUGGAACUCGUACGCAGUAGAACACAAAACUUUGCCAUAACCGACUAGCUGAAACAUAAAAUCAAACAAAUUUACAUUUGGAGCCCCAUGGCUACGGGAUUUAUUAUGUAAACAAUGAUUUACGUCAUCAGUUUGGAAUUUCUGCCGCUUUACACUCAACUGAAUGAUGGGAUAAAAGCAAUGUCAGGUGGCAUUUCAGGGGGCUAAUAAGUGAUGGGAUUUCCUCGGUGUAAGAACCUGUGAGCUAUUCCUUUGUUUUGCGCCUGUUGUUUUCUUUGCUUCUAUUGUGUUGACUUCUUUGUUUUCUUUGUUUUACAUCAUUCGUGAGUUGUGAUAUAUUGUGCCAAUACGAGUAAACGCGGUCUAAAACGAGACGACGAUUUAUAAUAUCUUUGCAAAAUGGACAAUUCGACAUUUGACGAGUUUUACGCCAUUUUAACCUUUAAUUCACAUAUAUAGGAGUCUAAAGGUUCUAAAGAUUGAAACUGUUACUGUAUUAGCUUGUGUCAGGUUGCGAUGAAAUCAAAACAAACUCGAAGAAGUGUUGUUUCUGUUUUCUUUGCUUAAAUGAAAUCAUUAUUUAUCUAUACAAGAAACUGUUUUUUCUAUAAUUAUCAAUUGUAUCACAGCGAACGUUUCACUACGACUCAAUUCGCUGGAGCAACAAAGAAACCUUUAACCUUAACGGAGGAAAGACUGGAUUCGACUCACGGGAGACCAAACUUCCCUCCUACUGGAACACAUCCUUCUCCAAGAUCUGCCUUGGUAUGAAGAUCGGUCAACAGAUCAGGUUUAUUGUCAUCAACAAGCAGGCGAACUCCUUGUACUCUCUGAUCGCUGAUGGGCAAUAUCGCAGCACCUCACUGGGUCGUAACACGUGGAAGUCACUAAUUGGUCCCCAGGGCUCCUUACAGAUUGGCUGUAACAAGGAAGGAUUUAAUGCCAAGAGCUACAAGAAGUUUUACGGUAAAGACCUGGCUAAAGCAAGAAUCGGUAUCAUUGGAAACGAAAUAGACCACUGUGGUAAUUGCGACUCCAGAAUUGGGUUUGGUACUGGAGGGGAGCAUGAUGACAGCAAUGCAUGUGGGAAUGAGAAUCCUGGGGGAACACGUACAAAAGGACUAGGUUACAUCUUGGUACAGUGA
Porites lobata is the source of this 6059-nucleotide messenger RNA. NCBI's taxonomy places the organism in Eukaryota, Metazoa, Cnidaria, Anthozoa, Scleractinia, Poritidae. The record is from the annotation of a GenBank genome assembly.